Molecule: messenger RNA, 855 nt
Organism: Funneliformis geosporum
Lineage: Eukaryota; Fungi; Glomeromycota; Glomeromycetes; Glomerales; Glomeraceae
Source: the annotation of a GenBank genome assembly
AUGUCUCGGCCAGAACACAAAGCCCCACCGGAAAUUUUUUAUAAUGAUGAUGAAGCGAGGAAAUAUACAUCAAAUUCAAGAAUACAGAGUAUUCAAGCCGAAAUGGCAUUACGAGCCCUUGAACUUUUGAAUUUGCCAGAAAAUGAAACGUGUUUCUUACUCGAUAUAGGUUGCGGAUCAGGACUAAGCGGAGAAAUCUUAGAUGAAGAAAACCAUAUAUGGGUGGGAUUGGAUAUUUCUCCAUCAAUGUUACAAGUUGCAUUGGAUCGAGAAGUUGAAGGCGAUUUGUUCUUACAAGACGUUGGUCAAGGAAUAGGUUUUCGACCGGGCACAUUUGACGGCGCGAUAAGUAUUUCCGCUUUACAAUGGCUUUGUAACGCUGAUCAGCAAUCUCAUAAUCCAAAAAGUCGAUUAAAUCGGUUUUUCUCAACAUUAUAUGCAUCAUUACGACGCGGAGCUCGUGCAAUAUUUCAAUUCUAUCCUGAGAACGAUGAUCAAUGUGAAUUAAUUAUGAGUGUAGCAAUGAGAUGUGGGUUUGAAGGUGGUCUAGUGGUAGAUUACCCUAACAGUAAAAAGGCUAAAAAAUAUUAUCUGUGCUUAUUUGCUGGGCAAAUUCCUGGUAGACAAAAACAACAAAUACCACAGGCUUUAGGUGAAGACGAAAGUGAACCAACAGGUGUAGUUUAUUCAAAUCAAAGAAUAAAUGAACGACAAAAGGUAAAGGGAAAGCAACGUAGAUCAGUUAAAGAUAAGGAUUGGGUAUUGCGUAAAAAGGAAGUUGCUCGUAUGCGUGGGAAUAAAGAAGUGCCAUUGGAUUCUAAAUACACAGGAAGAAAGAGAAAACCCAAGUUCUAG